CCCCGGGCGCCGGUGACUCCGCCUCUCCGUGCCGGGAGGCUCUCCGGCUGGAGCUGGAAAGGGAGCGCUUCCCCGGACUCGGCUCGGUUCUGAAGCUCUGAAGCCGACGCCGCUAGCUCAGGCCCGGGGGCGGGAGCUGGACUGCCCGCGCAGCCUGCGCCUGGGAGCCGCCGAGCCGGGAACGCCUCAUGGGACGCCCCCGGGGGCUCUCUUCACGUCCUGCUGCCGCGUCCCAGUCCUAGGCACCCGGGCUUCACAGCCCGCCCUGUCCGCAGCCCGCGGCCUGCCUGGAGAGGAGUAUGAGGCCCGGGGCCCCGCGGACGCCGGCCACAGGGCGGCAGGGGCCUAGCUUCAGACCCCUGUGCCCGAGGGCGGCGGGUGAGGAGCCGCGGGAGCCAGCGAGGCGUCGGGGCGCGGAGAGGAGCGCCCCAGCCCGGGCGCCCGAAGGGCCGCGGGACCCGUGUGCGGCCUGAGCGCCGACGAGGAGGCGGAGGCGCCCCGCCGUCCGGGCUCUGGAGGAGACGGCGAGGGGCUCCGCUGCGGCCCCUGACCCCUGGCCACCAUCCUCACGCUUCUGCUCCCGCGGGGGGGAUGUCGCGGCCCGGGCUCCGAGCGCCGCCCCGGCCCCUGGGCUGAGCUCCGGACCAUGUCCUCCCGCAGCCCCCGGCCCCCGCCCCGCCGCUGCCGCCGCCGCCUGCCGCGCCCCUCCUGCUGCUGCUGCUGCUGCCGCCGUUCGCACCUCAACGAGGACACGGGUCGCUUCGUGCUGCUGGCGGCGCUCAUCGGCCUCUACCUGGUGGCGGGCGCCACAGUCUUCUCGGCGCUCGAGAGCCCGGGCGAGGCGGAGGCGCGGGCGCGCUGGGGCGCCACGCUGCGCAACUUCAGCGCGGCGCACGGCGUGGCCGAGCCGGAGCUGCGCGCCUUCCUCCGGCACUACGAGGCCGCGCUGGCCGCUGGUGUCCGAGCCGACGCGCUGCGCCCGCGCUGGGACUUCCCUGGCGCCUUCUACUUCGUGGGCACCGUGGUAUCGACCAUAGGUUUUGGCAUGACCACCCCCGCGACGGUGGGCGGGAAGGCCUUCCUCAUCGCCUAUGGGCUGUUCGGCUGUGCCGGGACCAUCCUGUUCUUCAACCUCUUCCUGGAGCGCAUCAUCUCGCUGCUGGCCUUCGUCAUGCGCGCCUGCCGGGAGCGCCAGCUGCGCCGCAGCGGCCUGCUGCCCGCCACUUUCCGCCGCGGCUCGGCGCUCUCGGAGGCCGACUGCCUGGCGGGCUGGAAGCCCUCGGUGUACCACGUGCUGCUGAUCCUGGGCCUGUUCGCCGUGCUGCUGUCGUGCUGCGCCUCGGCCAUGUACACCAGCGUGGAGGGCUGGGACUACAUGGACUCGCUCUACUUCUGCUUCGUCACCUUCAGCACUAUCGGCUUCGGGGACCUGGUGAGCAGCCAGCACGCCGCCUACCGGAACCAGGGGCUCUACCGCCUGGGCAACUUCCUCUUCAUCCUGCUCGGCGUGUGCUGCAUCUACUCGCUCUUCAACGUCAUCUCCAUCCUCAUCAAGCAGGUGCUCAACUGGAUGCUGCGCAAGCUGAGCUGCCGCUGCUGCGCGCGCUGCUGCCCGGCGCCCGGCGCGCCCCUGGCCCGGCGCAACGCCAUCACCCCGGGCUCCCGGCUGCGCCGCCGCCUGGCCGCGCUCGGCGCCGAACCCGGGGCCCGCGACAGCGACGCCGAGGGCCGCCGCCUGUCGGGCGAGCUUAUCUCCAUGCGCGACCUCACGGCCUCCAACAAGGUGUCGCUGGCGCUGCUGCAGAAGCAGCUGUCGGAGACGGCCAACGGCUACCCGCGCAGCGUGUGCGUCAACACGCGCCAGAACGGCUUCUCGGGCGGCGUGGGCGCGCUGGGCAUCAUGAACAACCGUCUGGCCGAGACCAGCGCCUCCAGGUAGACCGCGCGCCCACCCGCCCGGCAGCGCCAAGGACCCUCACCAGGCUGGCGUGCCGCUGGGCGUGGUUUGCUUUCCAUCUCUCAGACCCUGGCGCUUUCUUAAUCUCUAUCCAAUAAAAUGAAACCAAAAAAAAAUUUUUUUAAAGAAACACUAUUUGGCCAGGCCUGAUGUUAUCAAGGGCAGGUUUUGGGGGAGCCUGUUUUCCUUGUGGGUCCCCUCUAGGAGAACCGUGGCCCCAGCAGAUUCUCCUCCAGGGAGAGAAAAAGUGGCACCCCAGACCCUCACCCGGUGCAUAUCGCAGCGAGGAGAGUGCCACCCCUGGGUUUUGCAGACUGGCACUAAACCCCGUCUCCAUGCACAUAAGCAGCCGGCGACCCCAAAGCAUAUGGUGCAACUUUUCAUGGCUCUGAAUUACCUCCGCAGCAUUUAGAAUCCUGGCCCAGCCUAGCAGCUUCCUUCUGGUCGUCAGAAGUGAUAUAGUCACAGUUUUGACAGGUGGGGGUGGGGAGAGCCAUAUGUUGCCUCCCGAUGCGUAUAUAUAGAACAGCCGCUACACACUGAGAAUGGUGUAGUAUUAUGCAAUGAGAUGAAACAGCACCAACUUGCGCACUGUGGCAUUUCCCCGAGACUUGGAAAUUGCAAUGGUAAGGGGCUUAGCUGGCCGUUCUCAGCCUGGAGUCAGUCCACUGAGCACAGCACACAGGGCAGCUACUUUUAAUGAGGGAAAGCCCAGGGUGACCUGCAGGCCGGGGAGCGCUCGGCUCCGGAGCCCUGCGCUGCUUCAGCCGGCUGAUCUCUGAGGCUGGGGCACAUCUCUGAGUCCCCCAAACCUCCUUUCUUUCACCAGCGUCAUCCACGGGAAGGCUUUUCAUUAUUAGGAACGUCCGAAUCUUCUCAGACAAGAGUUUUUGCUUGUGGUGGUGAGGACUUUUUUUCUUAACUCCCUUUGAUCAGUUCAACUUUUUCCCGGUUUAGAGGACCUGAGCGCAGAGCCCCCUCCCCCACUGCCGCUCCGCCUCCUCCUCCUCUGCGUCAGCGCCCUGGGUCGAUAGGAACCCAAAGCAACCUUCCUGCAAAUGUCAGAGAAUUUGGCUGCAGGGCCCGUGAUGUGUUUGGGACACAUCCCAUUCUAAACCCAGUUUGGCCCCCGCUGAGGGUCUAGUGAAUUUGUUUCUGCUACUCGCAGUCUGUAUUGCAGGUGGAGGAAGGCGGGAGGGAGGGAGCUGGGGGAAGCGGUGGAUGGAAGCAAUUUUAGGAUUAAAGCUUUGCUCUGGAUGGUCCUCAGGCUGAGGGUACAGGUUCUCCCAGAGUCGCCCUCUGAGGGCGUAGGGGUCACUGACCUGGAGGAAGGCCAGAUGCCGCCUUUAUUGAAAGGAUGUGGCUCUCGGACUGUAAAGGAACACCCUUUGGGCCCCUUUUUCUCUUCUGAAAAGAUGACAAUCCCAAGGACAAAUGCCAGAGUCUAGUCAUACACUAUGUGACCCACCGAUAUAUACAGCCUCUGACAGGAAGUCUAGAAAAGCACCAGACACCUCACACCGUCUGCCCUAGACGCAUAGAGAGCCGUGAAAUUCCCCUCCCUUGCAGGGAAAGACACUGUGCCUGGAAUGAACACACACACACACACACAGAGCAUUAAGAGUCGGGCUUGAAUGUCAGCCUCCUCUUUCCCCUUCCAGUUCAUGGCAGGAAGGAAAAACUAAGUUGGGAUCCGGGUGACUCUCCAGCUAAUUUGGAUCAUUUCUUUUUUGGCCGGUGGGGGGUAAUUUCUAAUUUGGGUUGGGAUUGGAUUUUAAAAACAGGCCCUAAUCUGGGGGUAAAGCCAGUGACGCAGAACUGGCCAGGAGAGAGGUCAGUCUUGCUGGAUCCUGAAGGGCAGACUUCCAGAGAGCCACACUUCCAGGAUCCACUGGGACUCAGUGAGGCCAGCUCCGGGAUCACCUGGGCUCCCGUCUGGGCCAUGGCUGCAGUCACGGAGGGAGUCACAUGGAAGGGACCGCACACUUUGAGAGGCACAUGUUCCCUGGGGCAGGGUCCUCUCACAGGAUCUAGAGAAAAAGUGUCAGUUUUCUCCCUUUGAAAGAAGGAAAGAUUAAAAGGCAUCCAAUUAGAGGUGUCACCUAGGCAACGGGAAAUAACUUAGGGAUCUGAGCCAUACAGAGGGGGAAGUAGAGAUCCCCAUGAUAGAGGCAUCUGGACUGUGAGGACUCAACAGCAGGCAAACGAGCAGCCAGCCCAGAGGAAGCGAGCCCCAGGAACAGCACGGGAGGCUUAAGGCCCAGCCAUGGAGGCUCCCUGAGCUAGACAGGCCAAAGAGAUGUCCAGGCGAUCCCACGGACCAGUGCACAGGACUGCGCAGAAUCCCAGCCCUGCAGGAGGGAACGGGACCUGCCUCCAGAGAAGAAAAGCUCAAACCUUCCUUGGCAGUCUUCUCUGUCAGCAGUGCUUCCUAAAGUCUAUCCUGAGUUGCUCAUGCUACAGCCUUAGCUGUUUUCACUUCUUUUCCUAUUCUUUGCCUUUGGAAGGAAGCAACUGCAGGCAGCUUGAAGGAGCCUCUGAAGGAAUCAUAAGCAUGUUUUGAGGGGGCAGGGAAGGGACCCUUCCCUCUCCCCAACCUCCCAGAGAAACACCAGUCCUCCAAUGUACAAUGGUAGUGCAGGAUCCAGUGGCACGCGUGUAUUUUUGCCCGUGUUCCCCAGGUCCCUCUCCCACCCCAAAUCUCAGCACAUUAUCAUCCUUCACCUCAGGCCAAAGGACUCAGUGCCCCAGAGGCCAGGGGCUGCUUCCCAGGAAAAGCCUGGCUCCCGAGGUCAGGGGGAUUGGUGGAGCCUGGACCCAGGCCUACAGGACUUGUUUGACAUCCUGCUUGCAGGUGAGCACUGAGAAUAGGACAGCUUGGCGAGCAGGGGUGGGGUCCUCUCAUCACUUCUGGAACAAUGGCAUUGAUAGGGACCCCUUUCUUUGGUGCAGGUUCUUCUGAACCUCAGGCUAAGAAAGGGCUCCACUCUCUUAAAUGUUGUGGCCUCUCCCAUCAUGUGGAGGUCUCCAGUUUGACCCACAGCUCAUAGCUGACUGCAGGCUCCAGCUCCCCCAGGCUCCUGGAGUUGCUUCCUAAACUUAGGCCGCCACUCAUCCCGCCCAUGCUGGGGCCGUGGGGCUCCCAUAAAGACGGCACAGGCUCUAAGAAGCCCUUGCCACUCAGCUGUGACCACACAGAAGCCAAGGUCUUGGCAGCAGCCAAGCCUUCUCAGAGCUGAGAAAGCAAGUAAAGAAGCCAUGCUCCGUGUCCUUGUUUGCUAAUAAGGCCCAGUGGUCAGGCAUCUAUGACCUCUGACAGAGGCCAGAGCCUCUAAGCCUGGAGAAGGAGUCAGAAGGCUCAGGCAGUCUCAUGCCCUCAGCUUGUGGACAAUGCCAGACAGUCCUGGGCAUUUGCCUAGGAGCACCACAUAUCCGCAUCAUACACACAUAUGCACACACACACACACACACACACAUCAGCCUUACAAAGAGCUACCAGCCCCUUUCUCCAAGGAAAAAUCCCAGUCGGGGCCACUUUAAGAAGAAAGACUUCCCAUUUUUAACUCCCUGGAGAUCUACUAGGGCCUGGAAAAUUCCUCUCUGCCUUGGGGGAGUUUCGUGUACACUUUGCAUGAAUUUGUGUUUUACACAGAAGCCAGCGUCCAAACCCAAGCCAAUCCCUGGGAAAUAGCUGCUAAAUUUACCCAGCUGCUCCGUCCCUCAGGCAGGCCUCCUGGCAGAUGCCUUCUUCCUGAGUGCUCUGAGGGAAGCGGGGACUGAGCCCUCAUGGCCAAAGGAGAAGCUUCUGGGGAGCUGAGGCAGACGGCAGCCACAGAGGCACAGACCACAGGAGCUGUGGGCCAGGUGGUUCCAUCUUACUGUAACUUUUUACAUUCUUAACAAACAAAAAGCACAAUUUCUCCUGCGUCCUGUCUGGAGAGCACGUCCAGGCAAACUGCUUAGGGCACUUCUGAGUGCAGAAGGGCGCGGGGGCUGGCUUCUUUGUUCCAGCAUGUGGUGCUGCAGGCUCCACACUCUGUGAGGAGGCAAAUGGGGAAGGGACGCUGAAACCACCCCGACCCCGGGACGGCUCAUAACUUGGACUCGGGGCCUGGACUCUCGCCCCUGGAGCAGCUCUGGCACCUCAGGCCCCGUGCCCAGCCAGGCUCAUUUUGUGCUGAGGAGCGAUGGGAUUUCUGCACUAACCCAGCCCAAGACCCUCUCCCCUUUUCUUUCUGCCUCUUCCCUCUCCUCCUCCUCCCUAGGGAAGCUCCCCCUUGCUUUACAAAUCAUUUUCUAUGCUACAUGUUCUCUCAGGAGCGGGUUUUGAGCAUGCGGGGCAAGCCUGCAGGGUUUCGUAAACAAUAUAUUUAUUUUUCUGAGUAGCACUUCAAGAGAGGGCUUGAAGGGUGUUUAAAUAAACGAUGAAUAAAAUGCAGCCUGCCA
Molecule: messenger RNA, 6403 nt
Organism: Equus caballus (horse)
Lineage: Eukaryota; Metazoa; Chordata; Mammalia; Perissodactyla; Equidae
Gene: KCNK12
Product: potassium two pore domain channel subfamily K member 12
Biological process (GO): stabilization of membrane potential; potassium ion transmembrane transport
Cellular component (GO): plasma membrane
Molecular function (GO): outward rectifier potassium channel activity; potassium ion leak channel activity
Source: RefSeq, a predicted model, not a curated record